AUGGAAAAAACACCCUUUUUCAUUAUAGCCUCUAUAGGAAACCCUGGUCUCAGGUAUGCCUUUACCAGACACUCGGUUGGCCAUCAGUUUGUUUCGAAACUGGCCAAAGAUCUCCAUUUGCCUGCUCCAACCAAAAAACAAAAUGUUACAGGCGGACUGGUAACAAUAGCUCGCAACAGCUUUGCUAACGUUCCUGAAUCUCCGAACCCACAAUCAUUUAUGCUAUAUCAGAACUUGAAUUUUAUGAACUUGUCUGGUGAUGCCUUUAAAAGAUUUUGGUCUACUUGGAUCCCAAAAUACCGACCAGAAAGCUCCUGGGAUACUCAUUUGGUAGUUCUUCAUGAUGAACUGGAUUUGCCGAUCGGAGAUGUAAAGUAUCGACCAUCAACUAGACGUACUAAUGGACACAAUGGUUUGCGUUCCAUGGCUAAUGAUCUUCGAUUUCACUGGUCGGACGUCUCUAUUGGUAUUGGCCGUCCGCUACAUAAAGAGGAUGUUGCAAAAUACGUCUUAUCCAACUUUAACAAUUCAGAAAAGACUGUGCUUUAUCGUGAUGCUUACCCACAAGUGCUCGACCUUGUGAUUCAAAUACUUAGUGAGAGAUCUGUUGAUGUCAAGAUCCCUUAG
Messenger RNA from Magnusiomyces paraingens, 627 nucleotides. RefSeq lists its product as uncharacterized. The transcript has 2 exons. The record is from RefSeq and is a predicted model, not a curated record. Lineage: Eukaryota; Fungi; Ascomycota; Dipodascomycetes; Dipodascales; Dipodascaceae. Gene Ontology annotation, molecular function: peptidyl-tRNA hydrolase activity. The coding region runs from base 1 to 627 and encodes 208 amino acids.